AUGUCUGAAGUUACACAGCAACAAUUUGCCCCAGCAUUCCCAGGCCCUGCAGCGCCUUCCACAGCACCGCUAGCGAUACCUUCAGCGGAACCAGCAUCACAUUCACAAUCCACACCAACACAAGAUCCCGUUUCUUCGGUCGCCUCACCCAACACCCCUCCGUCCAACACAUCUGGGAGGCGAGGACGCCCCGCUCCCGAUACUUCUGACGAUGAGGCUGCAUCAGGCCGGAAGACGAAGCGUACACGCAAGGGCAUAACCUGCACCUAUGACGCACCCUACACGAAGGGCGUCGCGGGAACUCCCCCUCCGCCCCCGGAGGGGGACAAUGGAGAAGCCCGUAACUACGCCAAACCGUUGAACGAAAAGGGAAAAGAACACCGUGAUAAGGGCUGGGCUGCCCGUUCAUGCGACCGCUGUCGAACCUACAAACUCCCUUGUCAAGGCAAGCUCCCAUGUGAAAUGUGCUUCAAUGAGAGAGUUGAGUGCACCUUCAAUCGUGCCCACCAAAGGCUUCCUGGUGCUUCGCCUGGCCCCCACGGCCACUUAGAAGACAUAUGCGCUCAGCAGUUGCGGGACAAUGCCUGGAAGGCCUGGCGAAAGAUUGCUGUUGCCCAGUCUCUCGGAAUGUCCAACCAGCCCGUUGUCACCGAUCAACUCGUUCUACUCUCUGGCGAUAUGCCCAUCAACCCUUCUGAGCCUCACAGAUUCCCCGAGACACCAGCGGUGUGGCGCCGAAUGCAGGACAAUUUCGCAAUUGGCUGGACCGAAACCUUCCACUUCCUCCACCGUCCCUCGGCGAGACUGUGGCAAGAUACGGUGUACCGAAAUUGGGUGGAGGAAGUGCCACUGGAGUCUCACAUCGGCCAAGCGAAGGCUGCCGUCGCGCUGAUGACCAUGGCCCUCGGGACUAUGUUCAACUACAGGCGCUGGCGACUUGCGAGAAAGGAGAUCAGUCAAAAUUGGCUCUGGACCGUCAACAACGGCGACAACUUGUUCCUCAUCACGUUCGACUUGACUGGCAGCGAACCGGGCCCGCCUAAGCUCGAAUCUGUGCAGGCUCGCCUUCUCCAAACGCUUUAUCUCCUCUGUACAUGUCGGCUCAGCCAAGCCUGCUACGUCUUUGGCAACGCCAUCCAAAUGCUCACCUGCCUUGGUUUGCACCGACGACGAGGCAAAAAUCGAGGUCUCGGUCCCGAGAUUGUUGUGCAUCCGGAAUACGCGAAGGUCCAGUGCGAGAGACGAACCUUCUGGUCGGCUUAUAUCAUCGACAAGCACAUAGCCGCGAUAACCGGCCAGCCCCCACACCUCAGCACCGACAUGACGGACCAGGCACUUCCAGACUGUGUGAACGACGAGGACAUGGGACAGGCCGGCCCUCUUCGCCCCCACAGAAAUGACUGCUAUAUGGAAGCGUUGCUUGAACAGGCCAAGCUGGCCCGACUUGUCGAGAAAAUAAAACGCCAGGUGUACACGCUUGAUGACGUCCCGGAAGCCGAGAGGCUUGAAUCUGCACUGCGCCUGGGGAAGGCCGUCGACGAGUUGCGAGCGCAGCUACCGCCGCUCAUGGCAGCCGUCAAACCCUCACUCCUCCAUUUCACUUGGCGUCGCCAGCAGAACUUGGUGCAGUUGGCCCACUUCCACGCGCAGAUGUUGGUCUAUCGGCCAUUUUUGACGACGGCAUACCCCACAGACCGCGAGAAGCAGCAAACCACGGAUUUCGCGAUCCGGACUUGCAUCGAGGCCGCCCGUGCCACGCUCACCAUCACCGUCAAUCUUGCCCGCGAGCAGGCGGAGCGAGAUAAAAGUCAUUUCCACACCCUCCUCCACCCUCACCACCUGACCUAUGUCGCCGCUUCAAUCCUGUUCCUCGUCCCGUACGUUCGGGACCGUCAGAGGGCGUCCGGUAGCAGAACCCACCCCAACUACAGACCUGAGACGGAUGCCAAGUUGGCCGAGCUUGCCAACAAAGCCGUUAAAGCUCUUGUUCAAGGGACUAACCAAUACUCACCUGCACGGAGAUGGGCCGUCAUUCUCGAGGAGCUCCAGGAAGAAGUGGUCCGGCAACUCUCCCAAGAUAGGGCCCCGAGCAACGAGCAGACCGAUGAGACCCGUGGCGGCGACCUCGACACCCUCGACGAGCAGCUACUCGAGGAUGCACUCCGUGCUCAUUGGGAAGCGGACAUUGCCCGCGAAGCUGCCGGCGACCAGUCCGUCAACAAUGGCACACCCCGCAGUCCCGCCCCCGCCCUUGUUACACGAUUAUGGGAUAAAUGGAAGACUACAGACUGGCUGGAUUUCGAUUCCGCGGCCUUUGGCCCGAUUUCCGCAUUUGAGAAUGGCGACCUCCCCAUCGCUCCCGAACCUUAA
Molecule: messenger RNA, 2370 nt
Organism: Chaetomium globosum CBS 148.51
Lineage: Eukaryota; Fungi; Ascomycota; Sordariomycetes; Sordariales; Chaetomiaceae
Exons: 6
Coding region: 1-2370 (789 amino acids)
Biological process (GO): DNA-templated transcription; positive regulation of transcription by RNA polymerase II
Cellular component (GO): nucleus
Molecular function (GO): sequence-specific DNA binding; DNA-binding transcription factor activity, RNA polymerase II-specific; zinc ion binding
Source: RefSeq, a predicted model, not a curated record